Malaya genurostris is the source of this 908-nucleotide messenger RNA. RefSeq names its product putative SERF-like protein. The transcript has a single exon. The record is from RefSeq and is a predicted model, not a curated record. Lineage: Eukaryota; Metazoa; Arthropoda; Insecta; Diptera; Culicidae. The coding region runs from base 468 to 653 and encodes 61 amino acids.
CUUUUCGUUUGUAACUGAACCGACGAAGACAUUGAAAAUGGUGAAUGUUCCCAAGCAGCGCAGAACUUAUUGCAAGAAGUGCAAAGUUCACCGAGUUCACAAGGUAACGCAGUACAAGAAGUCUGAAGAACGACAAGCUUCCCAGGGUCGUCGCCGUUACGAUCGUAAAAAAAAGGGUUUCGGUGGUCAGACUAAGCCAAUCUUCAGGAAGAAGGCUAAGACCACCAAAAAGAUUGUACUGCGAAUGGAAUGCGUCGAGUGCAGAAACGGCAGCCAUCAUAUUCGUAACCCAGAAAUUCUGUCCCCGUCACUAAAAUAGUUCCUUUUGGAGUCAAACAUCUUGGAAGCUAUCCAUAGCGAGAGCCGGCAUUUAGUAUUCUGAUACAUCAGCAAAUAGUACAAAUAAAUCUAGCCAUUAGUGGGCGGCAGUGCACAGAGAAAAAUAUUGGAGCUUGCAAUUUUGAAAAAUGACUCGUGGUAAUCAACGUGAGCUAGCUCGAGAAAGGAAUAUGAAGAAACAGCAAACCGCUAAAGCGAAAAACAAGGAAGACGGACUUACUUACGAGCAACGAAAGCAACGCGAUGCCGAUAUAAUGCGACAGAAGCAACAGAAGAAGGAGCAGGCCCAGCAAGCGCAACCCGCUAAGAGUUAAUGUUGACUGUCGAAAGACUCCACCAGUUCGUUGACCGCUUGCAGGAAUGCCGACACAUCCCGCUUCAAUCGCACUUGUUUCUCCCAGCUACCACUUGAAGAAAUUCAAUACUGUUGCGAUAUGAUUAAUACCAUUGAAUCAAACUAACUGAUGAAGAGGGCCAUUUUACACACAGGCAAUUUUCCAUUGUUUAUUUUCGAUGCUGUUUUAGUAAAGGUUAAUGAUUAUCCAUUAUGAUUAGUUGGUAGAUACAAA